CACUUAACACGUGAGGUGAAAUUCACUAGUUGACUUGCAUUAUUUAAAUGUUAUCUGCCAAAUUCCGUGCUGUUAAACUUUUUCUUUCCUUUAUUAUUAUUACAAACAAUGGGUAACGAUGGAGGCUCAAUUCCUAAACGUAUUGAACUCGUUAAAGAAAAGAAAAAAGAAGUUAGACCAGAUCAAAAUGCAAUGAAAAUAGCUACUUGGUUUUACUGUGCUUUAUCUAAGAAACUGUUACAAGAUCCUGUUGUUGCGUGUGCGCUAGGUAAACUAUAUAAUAAAGAUGCUAUUAUAGAGUACUUGUUAAAUAAGAAUGCGUAUGGCGACGGAGACAUAAUUUGCUCUCAUAUUUCCAACUUGAAGGAUGUUAAGCCGUUAAAACUUGCCGCUAAUCCAGCAUUUAAAGAAACAACUGGAGCUAGUAUAGCACAUUUUGAUCAAGGAAUGGUAUCUAGAUUUGUUUGUCCUAUUACUCUGAAAGAAAUGAAUGGUAAAUUAAAAUUUGUUUAUUUGAAUACUUGCGGUUGUGUAUUUUCUGAACAAGGUUUAAAAGAAGUACCAAGUUCUACUUGCAUACAGUGCGGAAAACCUUUUAAACAAGAUGACAUUAUUACUUUAAAUCCAAGUCCUGCUGAACAAGAAAAAUUAAAAAUCGCUUUAGAAGAGAGAAAAACAAAAGCAAAAGAAAAGAAAAAGAAAAAUAAGACUAUAACAAAACAAGAUUCUAGUGAAGACAUGAUAGCUGAAUCAUCAUCGUCUACUGCGCCUAAUAAAAAACGAAAAAGGGAGAAUAACAAUGAGGAAGACUCAAAACAGUCAUCUUCAAAGAAACCAUUAGUAAAAUCAGAAGUUAAUGUCACUACUAAUAGUGGAAUUGGUGGUAAUAGUGUUGCUGCUGUUGUUAACCAAAAAGUUCAGGAACACUUGGUUAAUACAUCCGCUAAAACUAAACAAUCAAAAGCCAUUCAAUCUAUUUACUCAAAGAAGAAAGAUGAUACCGUUACUGAAAGUUAUUUAGUUAGAGGUACAUUUAAUAGAUAUGCAUAAUUGCAUUCACUUGUUAUUUUUUUUUUUUACUUUAUUUGUAAUUUUCAAUUUCUACAUACCAAAAUAAAGUUUUCCUGAAUGUUUUGAGCCUUUUAAGCCUUAAGGUCCUUAGCUCGUGAUUUAUGUUGUUUUUAAUGAUAAAUUAUUAGUUCUUUUACACUUCGGUCAAUUGUACCUACUAUAUCACUAAAUGUCAUUGAACAAAAGAAUUUAUU
Molecule: messenger RNA, 1265 nt
Organism: Rhizophagus irregularis DAOM 181602=DAOM 197198
Lineage: Eukaryota; Fungi; Glomeromycota; Glomeromycetes; Glomerales; Glomeraceae
Source: RefSeq, a predicted model, not a curated record